GAAUAAGUAAGGUCUAUUGGAUUAUUGUACAGUAUUGCCGUAAAAAAGCUCGCUGGAAUGACACUAGUUUGAAGAGUGAGACCUUAUUAAAGAGUAUCAAAUGCCCUUUCAGGUACAGUUUCAAAGAUCGCCCCUUCAACAUUUGGCUGAGUAAAUACCCCGCGCUCACUCCUUGUACUGCACCUACCAUCUCACAUUUGAAGAGUCCAGAAGAUUCCCUUGCCUCAGGCGCUUCGUCAGCAACGGUGUGUUUUGAUAGAUUAAGUUAGAGGCGACAACCAAAACUUAUCCAAAACCGCGCAAUGACAUCGGCAAACCGGGGUCUAGGCUGAUAGUAACGCUCCGCCAAACACAAGUACCACGACGACUCCAACCCCCACCAAUACUCUACUUCGUUAUUAUUACGAAAGCACAGAGUAAAGAUGGAUAACAAUGGGCCCCCGCAACCGGGACCUGCGAAUAACCCUGAUGCCCCUGACAAGGAGGCUAUGGACCAGAUUCGACGACGACGACUCGAGAAGCUAGGAGGGUCAACGACUCCAGAUAGAAACGCCUCUCCGGGAGCUGGCCCCUCACGAUCAAACCCGCCGUCAGCUACAGACACACCUAUAUCACAACCGCAAGUCCUGGCGCCCAGGGCCGCGAAGCCACCGAUGGCCACGCCACCACCACCUAGCUCACAGAGCCCGCUCGACAAAUCGAAAGAUAAGCCAGCCAGCUCAAACUCAUCUACAACUAUUAGGAUAGCUCCUGCGGAUGCGGCGGGGAAGAGACCGCGGGAACCAUCGGGGGGGUUAUCAGGGCCGCCGACCCGCAAAGCGACGCCUCAAGCAACAGACGAAUCGCACCAGGGCUUUGAGAACAGGGUACUUAGGACCAUAUUUCGCGUCACGCUGGAUGGAGAGAACAAAACAGAUUCAUCGGGUCAUAAGCUUACAUUCCUCCCAGAUGUGAGGCAAGGACUGGAGGAUAGCGGAGAGCAUGUCGGAUUAUCCCUCGGUGCACUCGAUUCCAUAUUGAUGGAAGUAUGCUCGAAGAUUCCCCACAACAAGCCCAUAAUGGAGUACUUGCUUCCGUGCUGGAAACGAAUUAUGAGGUCGAACAGGAGCCUGAGAGGACCAGCCCAGCAAAAAGAUGCGAUACUGAAAGAAGCUAAGCGGUUGUGCAUGAGUAGUUGCAUCUUCGCCCUGACCAUGCCGGAGUUAUACGGGCGUGAUGAGACGUCUUACAAGGACUCUUUAACACCCCACUUGCUGUUGGAUCCUGAAGAUGAUAGAGGCUUGUGCCCCGAGUUCUUGGCGGAAGCUGUUUCCCGGGUCGAUGAAGAUGAGUCUGUAACACCAAUGUUUACGAGUGCUGUCAUCAAGCUCAGCACUCAACUGUCGCGAAUGACAAUGAACGACAACUACAAACCAUAUGUGCAGGCUCUCAAGAACUUGACUCAUUUCUCGGUCAUCACAACAGCCGUUGCAGAAGACCCCGUGUUUCUGAUGGCCACCUCCGCCCAUGGCAUAGAACAGCAUACAAUCCUCGGCCCCUUCUUUCGGAUAUCGGUUUUGCAAACUGAAGUCACCAAAUCUUACUUUGCAUCACCCAAGACCAUGGACAAAUCCCUUGUUGUCACUUCGCAAAGUGCCCUGCGAAUGACGCUUAACAACCACCAGAAAGACCUCUUAGACAUAAUAAAUCAGUUCGUGCGCGCAAGUACAUCUUCGCGGAAUCGAACAUUGGACUGGUUUGCUUGGAUUGUUAAUGCCAACCAUAAGCGCAGAGCCAUCAGGGUCGAUGAGAGGCAAGUCUCAUCUGAUGGUUUCAUGAUGAACGUUACUGUGGUAUUAGAUGGGCUUUGCGAGCCAUUCAUGGACUCAACAUUUUCCAAGGUGUCCAAGAUCGAUCCAGACUAUUUCAGGCGCAGUCCAAGAAUUGAUAUCAAAGACGAGACGAAGCUCAACUCUGACCAGAAGACAUCUGAUCAAUUCUACGAGGAGAAGCUAGAAGGAACACCGAACUUCAUCACAGAAGUCUUUUUCUUGACAGUGGCUGCUCAUCAUUACGGCAGUGAAGCCGCCAAUAGCAAGCUGAAAUCAAUGGACAGGGACAUCUUGAGUCUCCAGAAGCAACUAGCAAUAUACGAGCUAGAGCGCCCGAGGUUCUUAUCCGACCCGAGGCAGCUUGCUAUGAUUGAGCUGAAUGUGAAGAGGUAUAAUGAUAUUCUAGAAAAAUCGAUGCGGCUAAGGCACGCGAUCGAGGGGGUUCUAUUCGACGAUGUGAUGCAGGCGCGGUCCUUGCAAUUUAUGAGAUACCUUAUUGUGUUUAUGCUUCGAACUGCUUCAGGCUCCGACUAUGUUCCGGGGAAACCAUUCUCGUUGCCGUUGCCAGAAACCCAACCCGAAGUCUUCAAGAACUAUCCGGAGUAUAUGCUUGAUGACAUUGUCAGCAACUUCGAGUUCAUUUUCAACUACCUCUCACAAGUCAUUAUCUCCACGCAAACAGAUGAGAUUAUUGUGCUCUGUAUCAGCUUUCUUCGCAACUCUGAGUACAUUAAGAACCCCUCACUCAAGUCAGGACUGGUAUCGCUGCUUUAUCAUGGCACAAUACCCGUGUAUCAUCGGCAAAAGGGUGUCCUUGGAGAUGCUUUGACGACGGAUAAAUUUGCGAAUGACAAUUUAUUGCAUGCUCUCAUCAAGUUCUACAUCGAGUCUGAGUUUUCCGGUGCCGCCAAUGCAUUUUACAACAAAUUUAGCAUUCGAUAUGAGAUUUUCCAGAUCUUCAAAUGCAUCUGGAGCAACAGUAUAUACCGGGAGCGUCUCACGCAAGAAAGCAAGGUCAACACCGAGUUCUUCGUUCGCUACGUCAAUCUUCUUAUUUACGAUGCGACGUACCUCCUGGACGAGUGUUUGACCAAGUUCCCCAAGAUCCACGAUCUGCAGGUUGCUUUGAGUCCUAACGCAGCCGCCUCGUUGUCAGAAGAAGACCGUAAAGCCAAAUCGGAGGAGUUGAGUCAACUUGAAGGGCAAGCAAAAUCAUACAUGCAGCUGGCAAAUGAGACAAUCUCCAUGAUGAAGCUUUUCACUGGAACGUUGAGCGACGCUUUCGCUAUGCCUGAAAUCGUUCAGCGCUUGGCUGAUAUGCUGGACUACAACCUGGAUACGCUCGUGGGGCCGAAAUCUGCCAAUCUCAAGGUGGAAGACCCGUCAAAAUACUUCUUUACUCCAAAGUCGCUUCUUGCUGAGUUCAUCGACAUCUACCUGAACCUGAGCCAUCAGAAGCGGUUCGUGGAGGCUGUGGCUAGAGAUGACCGGUCCUACAAGCCGGCAAAUUUCGACAGCGCAACAAGGAUUCUAGAGCGGUGGUCUCUAAAAUCCAAGGGAGAGCUAGCUGCGUGGAUCAAGCUAAUUGCCAAAUUCAAGGCUGCGAAGGAGAUUGAAGAUAAGGCCGAUGUGGAUCUUGGUGAGAUUCCUGAUGAGUUCUUGGAUCCACUAAUGGCCACGUUGAUGGAAGAACCGGUCAUCUUGCCCAUUAGCAGAAUGACUGUAAAUAUGAGUACGGUUCGAAGUCUCAUGCUGAGUGAUGGCAUCGAUCCAUUCAACAGGCAGCCGAUUAAUAUCGAUGAUGUGGCGCCUGACGAGGAUAUGAAGGAGAAAAUUAGGCUAUUUAAGGAGGAGCGAAGGGCGGCGGCUAAGCAGCAAUCAAUUGAGGACGUUAUGGAUACAUCGGAACCGUAAGUUAUGGAUCUGGGAACGAUGGGUCAGGCGCACAUAGAGGAGUAAAAGAGGUUUGUUGAUAAGAGCUAUCGAGGAAUAUCAACCUCCCAAUAGCACGAAGACCAGCACAUAGGAAUUAGACUCCCAUCGCAACAUCAAAUAUAUACAAUAAAUCCACCCAUUCAAACGCAUGCCUAACUCCCAUGCCCCAUCGUAUCCAAACAAACUGACCCGCUGGAUAUCAUCUUCGCACUCUAACCUACAAACGCUGCCAGCAGAAUGAUGGUGAGAAUAACCGCUAAAAUCAACAGAAGCAUGCACAUCUUCGACCGUGCAUUCUUCUGAUACCUCGCUGCGCUCCUGAGCUCCAAAUCGGCCCCUCUUGUAUCGCUCCUCGUAUUCUCCACAUUAGCAGCAAUCGUAUCGAGUUGCUCCCCCUGCUCACCGACAAUGUGUGCUACAUCCCUGAAGAGUUCAUUCAGUUCGCUCACACCCUGCUCGAUAUUCCUGAUCUCCGUCUCACGCUCCACGAUGAGCGAGUCCUGGAAGUCGACUUCAUCCUGCGAGGCGAGCCGUAGCUGCUCUUGAGAUUGCUGUUGUUGUUGCCCAAAACUAGGGCUGCCGCCUUCGGCGGAUGGGCAGGUUGCUUCCUCGAGCGCAGCGCGUGCUGCGGCGGCUGUUGUACGUUCCUUCUCGAGGGCUCGGUGCUGGACGUUUUGGAACUCGGUGAGGGUGGCUUGGAACUCGCGGGAGAGCUUUUGUUGGGUGUAUUUUUGCGAUGGCUAUGUAGAGUUAGUAAAUGACUUGCUGAUGGUCGAACUUGAGGUAAUAUCAUACGCUGACGUCCUCCCAGGACUGGAUUCUCUUGACGCCCUCUCCAAUGUUCUUGAAGUCUUCUGUAGUCUCCUCCAAUAGAUCGUGUACUCGUUCUCGUACUCGUUCGGUAUCUCGCUUCGUGCCCAGUAAGGCAACUUGAUUCGAAAGUCGAGAGAUGUUGCCAGUGAGUGUGAAGAGCUUGUUCAUGAGGUCCUUCGACAACUUGGAGAACUCGGGAUCGUCGGUAUAUGCAUCACCGGAUCGUGUGGUUGUUGGCUGCGACUCCAGCGAUGAUAGCUGAUCGAACGACAUGUUUACUGCUCAGGCGAUUGCGAUGUAUGUGGUAGAAAUGUGCAGUUGAGUCGUUCCUAUAUGCCGUGAAGCCUUGAUGUGUAGGUCGUCAUCGCCAUGACC
This is a messenger RNA of Pseudogymnoascus destructans, 4934 nucleotides long. RefSeq lists its product as uncharacterized. The coding region runs from base 423 to 3725 and encodes 1100 amino acids. NCBI's taxonomy places the organism in Eukaryota, Fungi, Ascomycota, Leotiomycetes, Thelebolales, Thelebolaceae. Gene Ontology annotation, biological process: protein polyubiquitination. The transcript is spliced from 5 exons. Gene Ontology annotation, molecular function: ubiquitin-ubiquitin ligase activity. Gene Ontology annotation, cellular component: cytoplasm; ubiquitin ligase complex; nucleus. The record is from RefSeq and is a predicted model, not a curated record.